Mya arenaria is the source of this 495-nucleotide messenger RNA. Its product is annotated as anaphase-promoting complex subunit cdh1-like. Lineage: Eukaryota; Metazoa; Mollusca; Bivalvia; Myida; Myidae. Bases 1 to 495 code for a protein of 164 amino acids. The transcript has a single exon. The record is from RefSeq and is a predicted model, not a curated record.
AUGGUAAACAACAAUGCCAACAACACUACUUAUAACACCAACAACACAACCAACACCACUGCCACCAACUUCUUUUCUACUAACACCACUGCUACCGACACCGCCACCAACACCGCGACCACCAACACCAUGACAACCACCACUGCCUCCAACACGGUAACCGACCAUGCCAACAACACUACUUAUAUCGCCAACAACACCACCAACAUCACUGGCACUAACAUCUUUUCUACUAACACCACUGCUGCCAACACCACUGCCACCAACACCGUGACCACCACCACUGCCUCCAACAUGGUAACUGACACUGCCAACAACACUGUCAACAACAUCACUAACACCUCCAACAACACUGCCAACGACACCUCAAGCAUCACCAGAAACCCCUCAAACAACACCGCCAAAUUCACUACCAACACCUCUAACAACACUGACAACAUCACCGUCAGCAACACAACAAACAACUCAUCCGACAACUCAGUUAGCAACACUUAA